Messenger RNA from Alternaria rosae, 2712 nucleotides. Its product is annotated as kinase-like domain-containing protein. Bases 272 to 2566 code for a protein of 764 amino acids. Lineage: Eukaryota; Fungi; Ascomycota; Dothideomycetes; Pleosporales; Pleosporaceae. Gene Ontology annotation, molecular function: ATP binding; protein serine/threonine kinase activity. The transcript has 4 exons. The record is from RefSeq and is a predicted model, not a curated record. Gene Ontology annotation, biological process: protein phosphorylation; intracellular signal transduction.
CGCGGGGCUUCUUCACUCUAGCUUCCGAUGACGAUUCUGGAUGCUUUGUAGUCAGGCACACGACUCGAAACUUGCACUGCAUUCCUCCCCAUCCACCCUCACCACUGCACGCAUCGCUAUAAUCAUCUUGUCCGGCUGCUCCGCGCGCAUAUUUGGACCCUAGAUUCUCGGCUGCGAGGGAGCUGGGACGCAUCUCUGGGCGACGCGCAUCACGAACCCACCCAAAACAUUCACCCCACACCCACACCCACACUCCCAAACUUUGCCCACCAUGACGUCGACACCGCCUGCGCAAUCCGUCCGCUUCAGCGAGAUCAACCAGGAAAUUGAGCCCGAAGAGGCUGUAAGAGAUGUUGCGGAGCUCACGGGCACCGACAAGGCACAGCCCGAUGGCCCAUUGAGCCCCCAGGCAGAGGAAGACCUACGUAAUCUGUCGUCUACUCUACAGAAAUCACGAAUGCAGGCAAAGCGCAUGGAGAACUUUUCCUUCGAGCCUGUCUCACUGCCGCCCUCGCGAGCACCUUCCCCAUCUCCAGCCUCACGGACAGCUUCAGCACACUCAGGACACCGUUCCUCCAUUCCGUCGUCACCUGCAUCCGCCAUGCACUCUCCGCCGCUAACACCGGCGGGCACAUCAUCCCGCGAAGAGAGGGCUAACGCAGAGGGACACAAGAAGCGCCCCAGCGAUCCCGCCAUGAUGACGCCUCAGGUCUCGCCCCCGCACGAAGCUCCGCCAACGUCAAUGGACUCGUCCGUGCAAAGUCCAAACGAAAGUCAAUCUGCCUUACCAGUUCCUGGUUCUCCUAGGACUGCACCGCAGUCGCCUCGCCCCUCGUCCGAUCUGUCCGGCGUAGUCCAGCCGCACCCAAGACGUGGGCCUGCAUUUACAAUGGGCCCUACUGGCGACUCAAAUCCGGCUUCCCGGGAUGCUAGUCCGGCAGGAUCCGGAGGAGAGCGUACGCCAGGAACGUCGACUCCAGCACCUGGCUCCCGGCCAUAUACACCACAGGGAGACAGGGACGAUACCUAUGCACGCUCCAAACGCGCGGCGCAAUCAAGGAACCUGGAUUCGCUCGAAGCCCGGUAUAUUUAUGGCGGACGCGAUGGGCGCAACUCGGCAGCAUCAUCUAUAUAUCAGCUACCCCGCUCCAAAGGAACUGAGUCUGAUAAAGAAGAGAGCAAAAGAACGAGUAUAUUUGGAAAGAAGAAGACUCACUCCGAUGCAGAAGACAGCAAAUCGCAAAAUGGCAAACAACAUCAUGGAUCCAUGUCCGAACUGAAGCGCUUCUUCAAAAUCGGACACAAGAACAAGGACAAGGAUAAAGAGAAGGAAAAGCGCAAAGAAUCCCCUGCGCCGUCGGUCAAAAGUGCAAAAAUCAAGUCAAACAAAUCAGGGACUAUGACACCACCGAUCACGAACGGGGCUAUGAGCGUACCAUUCGCUGACGACCACGGCCUCCAGAGCAAGUACGGCAAGUUCGGGAAAGUGCUGGGCUCAGGAGCGGGUGGGUCAGUUCGACUCAUGAAGCGAAGCAGCGAUGGCACCACAUUUGCAGUCAAGCAGUUCCGGAACCGACACUCCUACGAGUCUGAAAAGGACUACAACAAGAAGGUGACUGCCGAAUUCUGCAUAGGCUCGACGCUGCACCACGGAAACAUCAUCGAGACUAUGGACUUGGUGAACGAGAAAGGCGCCUAUUAUGUCGUGAUGGAAUACGCACCUUAUGAUCUUUUUGCUAUCGUUAUGACGGGGAAGAUGAGUCGCGAAGAAGUCACCUGCUGUACCUUACAGAUCUUGAACGGAGUGACAUACCUCCACAGCAUGGGCUUGGCACAUCGGGAUCUCAAGCUUGACAACGUUGUUGUUAAUGAGCACGGGAUUAUGAAGAUCAUCGAUUUCGGAAGUGCUGCUGUGUUCAAGUAUCCAUUCGAAGACGAGAUUGUACUUGCGAGUGGUAUCGUUGGCUCGGAUCCAUACCUCGCUCCGGAAGUUUACGACCUUUCCAAGUAUGAUCCGCAACCGACUGACAUCUGGUCUCUUGCCAUCAUGUUCUGCUGCAUGACGCUACGUCGAUUCCCAUGGAAAGCACCGCGCGUAUCCGACAAUUCAUACAAGCUCUUUGUAUCCCCUCCCAACGAUGGGCCGAGAUCGAUCACAGGUCCCUCCAAGUCGGCCACUGAUCUUCAGCACAGCGCAGGUGACGAUCGCCGCCAAUCAGGAGUGCAAUCAGAACCUGCGUCUCGGCACCAAACUUCAGAGCAGUCCACCGACCAUCGCGCCUCAACGUCGUCAACGAGCCAGCAGCCACCGCAAGUGAUAAAAGGGCCAUGGCGCCUUCUCCGUUUGCUGCCCAGGGAGAGUAGGCAUAUCAUAGGCAGAAUGCUCGAGAUCGAUCCUAAGAAGCGCGCGACUCUUGAUGAGAUCCUCGAAGACAAGUGGGUCACUGGUAGUGCAGUGUGCACACAAGAAGAGGGUGGGAGGGUGCUCCGAUGUGACAACCACGACCAUACGCUCGAGCCAGGCGCAGGCGUCGCCUCGGCACCAAACACGCAACAAAAGAAAUGAGCUUCGUCCUGGAACCCGACGAGGGUCUCUUGUUAUUUUUCCAUAUUGAUGGCGUUUGGACGAUUAGCAGGCGGGUGUUUACAGGCUUUUCCUGUCCGCCUGAUAUAAGGUGUUCCGGCCCGAUUAGAAAGGCGGUUCUUCUCCUC